Molecule: messenger RNA, 2749 nt
Organism: Taeniopygia guttata (zebra finch)
Lineage: Eukaryota; Metazoa; Chordata; Aves; Passeriformes; Estrildidae
Gene: DOC2B
Product: double C2 domain beta
Biological process (GO): regulation of calcium ion-dependent exocytosis; exocytosis; spontaneous neurotransmitter secretion
Cellular component (GO): membrane; synapse
Source: RefSeq, a predicted model, not a curated record
CCGGCAGCGCCGGCAGCACCGGGGGCUGUGCGGGCGCCAGGGCUGGCAGCAGCAGCAUGAGUGCGGCCACCGGGGCUCAGGGCGCGACAACCACGUAAAGGAACCCACCGGAGCAUCCAUCCUCCCCACCUCCCCCCGCAUCCCCGGGCACAAACUUCCCUCUCCCGCACGCUCUCCGGGAGAGGGGAGGGGGGUGCUUGGCAGCGACAGCCGCAUGCAUGACACUCCGAAAAGGAGAAAAAAUGACCAUAAGCAUCCAGGAGCACAUGGCCAUUGACGUCUGCCCCGGCCCCAUCAAACCCAUCAAGCAGAUCUCCGAUUACUUCCCCCGCUUCCCCCGCGGGCUCCCCGCCGCCGGCGGCCGCAGCAGCGGCAGCGCCCCGCGCCCCACGCCCCGCCAGCCCACGGGUGACCCCGCCGAGCAUCCCCGCCACGAGGAGGAGGAGGAUGUGGACCAGCUCUUCGGAGCCCACGGAACGACGCCCGCAGAGCAGCCGGCCAAGAGCCAAGCGCCCGAGGAGGUGGUGGACCCCGAGGGUUACGAGUCCGACGAUUGCACCGCGCUGGGGACGCUGGAUUUCAGUUUGCUCUACGAUCAGGAGAACAACGCUCUCCACUGCACCAUCAACAAAGCCAAGGGCCUGAAGCCAAUGGACCACAAUGGUUUGGCUGAUCCUUAUGUCAAGUUGCACUUGCUCCCCGGAGCCAGUAAGGCAAACAAGCUGAGAACCAAAACGCUGCGCAACACCCUGAACCCCACGUGGAACGAGACCCUCACCUACUACGGCAUCACCGACGAGGACAUGAUCCGCAAGACGCUGCGGAUCUCGGUGUGCGACGAGGACAAGUUCCGCCACAACGAGUUCAUCGGCGAGACGCGCAUCCCGCUGAAGAAACUGAAACCCAACCAGACCAAAAACUUCAACAUCUGCCUGGAGAAGCAGCUGCCGAUAGAUAAAACAGAGGACAAGUCGCUGGAGGAGCGUGGCAGGAUCCUCAUCUCCCUCAAGUACAGCUCGCAGAAGCAGGGCCUGCAGGUGGGCAUCCUGCGCUGUGCCCACCUGGCUGCCAUGGAUGCCAACGGCUACUCCGACCCCUACGUCAAAAUUUACUUGAAACCAGAUGAGGACAAGAAAUCCAAGCACAAGACGGCGGUGAAGAAGAAAACGCUGAACCCCGAGUUCAAUGAGGAGUUUUUCUAUGAGAUAAAGCACGGUGACCUGGCAAAGAAGACCCUGGAAGUCACUGUGUGGGACUAUGACAUCGGGAAAUCCAACGAUUUCAUAGGCGGAGUCGUGUUAGGAAUUAAUGCCAAAGGGGAGCGGCUGAAGCACUGGUUCGACUGCCUGAAGAACAAGGACAAGAAAAUCGAGCGCUGGCACACGCUGACCAACGAGCUGCCGGGCGCCGUCCUCAGCGACUGAGCCCUUGGGUUCCUCCAGCUUUGGGUCCGGGGGAUCCCGGGCCAGCCAGGGGAGCAGGACACCCCAGAGCAGGGCCUGGCUGCAGGGAAGCCCUUCCCAGGGAAGAAGGUGCAGGUGGUUUGCUCUGGUGGCUCCCAAGGCUUUUCCAGAACGCCUCUCUGCGCCCUGCCGCGCUCACGGCCCCGCUCUCGAGUGUGCACGGGCACACUCACACUCACACUCACGCAGGUGUGCACCCCUGCAUGCACUGCAGCCUGGCUCCUCUCCCAAAUCCUGCCUCUACUCAGUUACCUUCUCGCUGCCUUGCAAGUCAGUGGCAAAAAAAAAAAAAAAUAUGAAUGCGUCCGUCCGCGUCCGUGUGUCCGGCAUCGGCAAAAGGCGUCCCUAAAAACUCACAAAACCCAGAACUGUCUCCUCGAGGCAGCUUGUGCCAUAUUUCUGGUGGUUUGUCAGUCUCUGUGGUUUGGGCCUAAACAGUCUUUUUUGCAUUUAAAGCUCCUCUGUUGGAAUGAUUGAUCGUGUCCCAGGUAAAUCCAGAAAGAGUGUUUGCUUUCCUUCCAGGAAUGUCGUGCUCGUCCUCUCCAGUAACUCACCUGCAGGCAGCAGAGCUGUGCAGGCCACGCUUUUCCUCCUGGGAUCAGGCAGCUCCAAUUUUGGGAGGCAAAAUAAAAAAGCUCCCUGGAACAGCCUGGCUGUUCCUGCUUCCCAGGAAGCAGCAUCUCUCCUAAUCAAACCACGCCAUGCAGCAGCACGGCUGUUUUUCCAGCCAAGCCAGCUUUCAGGCUGAAUUUUUCUAUCAUUUUUCCCUUUUUCGUCCCUUUCCAAUUCAUCCAUUAAAUAAUGAAGAUGCUGAGCUGGAAUUGUGUUUGUAGUUCGGCAUGGCCGUGAGGUUGAUUCAUUUUCUGCCUCAAACAGCAUCCAAACCAAAUAAAUGUCUGUGUAUGGCACAGUAAUAUCAAUAUGGCACUGUAAUAAUGUAUUAAUGUUAUAAUAAUCCCAGAUAUCAUCCUCUGUGAUCCACCUUGGCUGGUCUCUUCAUCCUCAUCCCACUAGACACCCAGUGGGAUAAACUAAAACUUUCUAGGAAAUGCUGCACCAUUCCCAAAAUGUUUGGAAGCCUUUAAACAAUGAUUUCUUAGGAAGAGCUGCUCUUUCCCCUCAAGUCUCAGUUACCCUCAGUUCCCAAGCCCUGUGCAUGUAUUGCCAACUUCUUUUUUCUCUCUUGGGAAGCAGUGGAAUCUCUGGAAACCUACAUUUACUUUUCCAAGUGAUGAUCCUCUUACACCUUCUUACACCUUUGAUAUUGGGGGAGGGGGAGAUAAAAU